GACACACAUUCCACUUUAUAACGUGCUCCGUCUCCCUCCGUCUCCAUUUCUCUUUCUGUCAUUCUGCUUUCUCUCUUCAUUUCUCUCUCUUCUCAUUUUCUAUCACCGUCCAAGAUCUAGGGUUUUCUGGCUCUCCUCAUUCUCCUUGAGAGAUUCACCAGAGGAAGAUAGACCAGUUGAAUGAAGAAGGAUCAGGAUCGAGACAGGGACUGGGAUCGAAAUCGAUCGAGUCGCAGCAAGAGGAGGAGAGAAGAUAGGUUGAUUCACGGGAGUAAUAGAGAAGAUGAUGGUGAGGACAGUUCAGAGGAGAGCGUGAAUGAUGAGGAGGACGAUGACGAUUACGAUGGACUCGCCACCGCAUUGCCGACCUAGGGUUUGAUUGGAGCUCUAGGGUUUUAGAGCCCCUCGAGACUCAUCAUGGCUACUCCAUUUCACCUGCCCGUCACUGCUGCUCAGGUUGGGACGUACUUUGUUGGGCAGUAUUUCCAGGUACUUCAGCAGCAACUAGAUUUUGUUCACCAGUUUUACAGUGAGGCCAGCACUGUGCUUCGUAUUGAUGGGAACUCAAGAGAGACAGCCACGGCAACGUUGCAGGGAAUGGGCAUUCUGCUCUGUAUGAAAUGCAUUCUGCUCUAUGAAAUGCUAUAUGGAUACACACCAUUUAGGGGAAAGACAAGGCAAGAGACAUUUGCCAACAUUCUUCAUAAGGAUCUUAAAUUCCCAGGCGCUAUAUCGGUGAAUCUCUCAGCAAAGCAGUUAAUGUACCGGUUGUUGCACAGAGAUCCCAAAAACAGAUUGGGUUCGCGCGAAGGAGAUAAUGAAAUUAAGCGACAUCCUUUCUUCAAGGGUGUCAACUGGCCUUUAGUUCGUUGCAUGAAAAAACACAAAAAACUUAUUUGGCAAACUAAAGGCCAGUUGAAUAAGAUCUUCCCCAGGGUAAUCUUAAAGGGAAAUUCAGCAUCUCUGUUGAGAUAAAGGUGUGUUUCCUCAAUGAACAUCUUGGUUUUUCUGCUCUUUGGUUUUCGCCAUAACAAUCUAAUAUGCUACUUGUUUUCUUUUGCCUUCACUUUCUUCUUGUUUCUAAAAUACAGCCCAAAUGUGGAUUUCUUCCAGAUUCAAGAUUCAUAUCUGAAGAAAAUGCC
Messenger RNA from Camellia sinensis, 1142 nucleotides. NCBI's taxonomy places the organism in Eukaryota, Viridiplantae, Streptophyta, Magnoliopsida, Ericales, Theaceae. The record is from RefSeq and is a predicted model, not a curated record.